This is a messenger RNA of Daphnia carinata, 2984 nucleotides long. RefSeq names its product BRCA1-associated ATM activator 1-like. Gene Ontology annotation, biological process: positive regulation of protein phosphorylation; DNA damage response; cell population proliferation. Bases 167 to 2902 code for a protein of 911 amino acids. The transcript is spliced from 8 exons. NCBI's taxonomy places the organism in Eukaryota, Metazoa, Arthropoda, Branchiopoda, Diplostraca, Daphniidae. Gene Ontology annotation, cellular component: nucleus. The record is from RefSeq and is a predicted model, not a curated record.
AGUUUAGUUUGACACGACUUAAAAGAGUAAAAACCCGUGAUCGUUAUUACUUCUAACCAUUUCUGCCAGGCAUCCUCACGAACACAUAGCUACAUUGUUGCAGAAUCUUACAAACGAUCUCUUUCUGCAGCCUUUGUGUCUUUUGUGUUGAACGUUAAAAACCGCCAUGGGAGCUCAAGACGAAACCAAUUUUAGUACAUUCCUAAAAAAAUUUGAAAAAGCGUUGUCUUUGCUGAAAUCCUACUGCGACAAGCCUAAAUCGUCCUUUUCUGAGAAUAUUUCUUUUCUGCUUGAUAAAUCUUUGGAUCAUCUAAAGAAAUUAGACAGUGAUGAUGUUUGUGACUUACAACCUGUUGAUCCCACACACGCAGCUCUUAUCCAGAGUCAAAGUGUAAAGGUAUUUUUCAACGACGUUUGGAAGAUUUCUACAAUACAUAGCAUCCAUCCUUCCAUUAUUACCUUUGCCGUAAACCUGCUGCUACAGCUAACCAACAAUGAAGUUAAGUUUAACCUCAUGUAUUCAGAGUCACAAAACAUCUUUACCAAAAUUCAACAACUGAUGGCAACUACAAUUGUAGAAAACAAUGAGUUUAAAAAAUCCAUCAUGAAUUUCUUUUUAAGCCUUGCUAAGUUUCCGGCAGGCCUAAAUUGGCUGGUGACUUCCGGUGCACUCCUAUUCAUUGUUGACAGCCUGAGUGACCGUACAAUAUUUACAAGAAAAAAAGCAGAAGAAAUCAUCAAUCAUGUUUUACAAUUAGUCGAUGACAUCCAAAGGGAAACCAUAUUCACGAAAUUAAUAGAACCAAUUUUCAAGGCCGGAAAUCAACUCCAAAAUCAUCAGAUAGAAAGUGAUAAACUGCAACCAUAUUUCGAAGUUUUAGCAAAUUACAUUACUCAAACACUUGUCACCAACAAAAGGGAUAAGUCGGCAGGCACUCUCUUGACCUUAAAUACCGAAAAGGUUCUCUUUAAUAUUGUAUCGACUGCCGAAAACGAAAAACUACUGACCCAAUCGGCCUCUCUUCUUGCGGCUAUCUACGCGAAGUGUGCCUUGGAAAAUGAAAAAGAACAUUCUAGUUGGGAAAUUAAAGCGGUAUCUUUGAUACAAUUGCUGUUACGACGUGGUUUCUUACGAGUUAGCCUGAGGAUGAUUUCCCACAGCUUGUUUGCUUGGAGUCAGUUGGAAAUAUCUAGCCUGUUCGUAAAACAACUUGUUCGUCUUAUGAUUAUUCCGAUUCUGGUCGAUACAGAUGAAGUAGCUGAUCAUUUUCCAUGCUACACAACGGUUUAUCAAUUUUGGGAAGAUUUAGAUGAUCAUUCGACGAAGCCCAUUAGCAGUAUGCUAACUACAAUGUUACGAUCAAACAGUGAGCUCAAUGAGCUCACAAGUGUGUCCUUGGUUGCCCUAAACAAAUCUAUAACUAAACUUGGCAAGGAUUUAGCAUUGAAAAUUACCCGAUCUGGACUGUUUCUUCUUGGCUGCCUAAAGGUUCCAGAAGCCAAAAGAAUGACACUUAUGUCCUUCACUCCACAGCUUGCAAUUAACUUAAUCAAGAGCUUAUGCUUGUUCAUAGAUGUAUAUAACAUUCGGUGGUGGGAAACCUACGAAACAAUAUGUCUACCAAUUAUCUUCACGAAGUUAGUAGCUUAUAAUGCUAGCCGGAAUAUUCAGGUAACGUGCGCUGGUCUAAAAGGGAUAAAAUUUUGCAUCCAGCAAUCUAUCCAUCCAGACCAAGUUUUGCUGCUAAACAAUUCACCGGAUUCCUCUCUGAAUGAAAUGGCGUCUCUACUCCAUCAGUGCACCGUUUCGGUUCAUUGGGAAGUCCGCGAUUCCGCAAUGGAAGUCGUGCUGGAAAUGGCCCAGUUGUCAGCUAUUAGGUAUCCGCCAUUUCAGCAUUUGCUGAUAAAUUCACAUUUACUUGAGGCGGCCUUGUCGGCGUUCAAUGACACAGAAUCUUAUGUACGAGCAACGGCAAUAGGAGUAGUAGCUGCCGCUACUCCUGUCCCUUUAUUAUGGGAACAUUUGAUCACUCACUCCAACGCAUCGGUUAUUAAUAGUUGCUACGCCGUACUACAACAAGAUAGUGAGGCCUUAGCUAGGCGUGCAGCCGCCAAAGCAUUGACGCUUAUUACACAAUCAGGACACUUCCCGUCUGACCUUGACAGAAAUGUACUCUACCGUUAUAUGAGCUCCGCUGCGCUUUCUGAUCUGGACUGGGAGGUUAAACUUCAGGCUUUAGAUUUUUGGCGAUGUAUAAUCGAUGAGACGCUGACACAGCAGGGAAUGUUAGAUGGAGCUUUCCCCGAAGUGACGUUUUCUAAAGAGAAACAGAAAAUAGUGCGAUUGGAUACCAAAGAAAUUCGUUCGAGGUUGCAAACUGCCUUAUCCGAAUUAGGUUCCUGUGGAUGCCUAUUCGUUUUACUCCAACUUGUAGAUGACUGCGAUGCACCCGUAAGGGAGAAAUCAAUUCGACUUUUACAUCAUUUGCGUGAUGUUUUGACCAAGUACCAAGCAUUGGACUUGCACGUGUGGCAAUCUUCUCAUUCACCUCAAGUUAAAACUACCGAUUUCACAUCACAAGAAAAUCUUGCAAUGGAGCAUGAAUUUGUAUCUAAGAAUUCGGACUUAGUAAUUGACGAGAUCCUGUCAGUUACCGACGCUUGUCUCGUAGGUGGUAUUUUGGCCGACAAAGAUCCAAAAUUGCGACCAGAUCCAGCACCGGUAUCAUCCGUGGAUGCUAAAGAUUUUGUUAACAAAAUCAAUAUGAUGGACAUAGAGAUGAUGCUCACGUCCACUAAUAUGUCUUCCGAUUUGCACGUUAUUGACUUUGAUUCGUUACUUGAUGAUUUGGAAGACUGUGUCCAUACCGACACAUCUCGCCCACGACCCGAUUGCUAUUGAAUAAUGUUCAAACGUACAAUAGUAUUGGUUUAAAAAAACGAGAAAUUCUGUAUCACGCAUGUGCAUCAGCAAAUCAACUGUA